Molecule: messenger RNA, 1488 nt
Organism: Aspergillus chevalieri
Lineage: Eukaryota; Fungi; Ascomycota; Eurotiomycetes; Eurotiales; Aspergillaceae
Product: putative C6 transcription factor
Exons: 5
Coding region: 1-1488 (495 amino acids)
Biological process (GO): positive regulation of transcription from RNA polymerase II promoter by galactose; DNA-templated transcription
Cellular component (GO): nucleus
Molecular function (GO): zinc ion binding; DNA-binding transcription factor activity, RNA polymerase II-specific; RNA polymerase II cis-regulatory region sequence-specific DNA binding
Source: RefSeq, a predicted model, not a curated record
AUGGCAUCAGGUUCCAGGGGUCAUAAUGCAUCGGAACUUGGCGAGAUUGACGUCUCUGAAAGCUCGAUAGACGGAAUGGGGGCGAUGAAAUUUACUGAUGAAGAGGAUUGUGGUUUCUUCGGGCCUUCUUCCAAUAUCGCAUUCAUGCGUUACAUAUCUCGAGCAAUAGCAAAAGCAAGCCCGCACAGAGACCCGACCCUGAAUCCAUCUACACCACAGAGGGAAUGUGGCAGAAAGGUCAGCGUGGCCAAAUCCAGACCUCCAUCGAGAGGCCCAGAAUUGGGUGCUGAGAACUUGAUUCCAAGCCCGGCAGUCAACAUCUACGCCUUACCCAGCGAAGAGCGCACAUGGAGUCUAAUCCAACAGUACUUCUACAAGACUGGGCAGCUUCUGCCGUUUAUCCAUGAACGGUCAUUCUGCGAGACAUACUUCCAGAUGAAGAGAGAAAGAUUUAGCAAAGUUCGGAGAACCUGGCUUGGUUUGCUCAAUAUCGUCCUCGCCAUCGCAGCAAGCCUAUCGACCAACGGUGACAUGCCUGCAGAGAAGCGGAUACAAGAGUCUGAUGUGUAUUAUCAAAGGGCGAAUGGUCUUUGUGAUCGAGAUUCUAGGCGAAACGCCAGCCUUGAGAUGGUGCAAUAUCUCCUGAUCCUUGGCCAAUAUCUCCAAGGCACUCAAAAAUCCGUACAGGCCUGGACCGCUCAUGGGUUGGCGAUAUCUGCGGCGUAUCAAUUAGGCCUCCACUCUCCGGAUGCUAACCGGGGAUUUCCCCCAUUGGAAUGCGAGGUUCGGAAGCGCACAUGGUUUGGAUGUGUGCUUCUUGAUCGCACACUGAGCAUGACUUUCGGUCGCCCGUGCGCUAUUCCUGAAUCUUAUGUGAAGUUGGACAUGCCCUCCCAAGACUUGCAGAUGUUGAGCUUGACCGCGGAAACCGAGACACAUCCCACGUUGGAUGGUUCUUUUUUCACGGCUGCAAUCAAACUAUAUGUCAUACUCUACAGCGUACUCGAAUUAUGCUACGGAGCCAACCUAGGUUUCGAAGUCUCUACGAAUUCAAUAGAUGCCAUGUCCGGUAUUCUCGAAGGCCAACGCCGACUCGACGAAUGGCGACUUCAACUGUUACCCUCGCUAGGCCUCAAAGUCUGGGACAUCCCAACAAGCCGCGAGGAUGUUGAAAAAAUGGACGCGGGCUCAGUAAUCCGUCACAGAUUUAACGUUGUCCUCUCCGUGCGGUAUAAUAAUCUUCGAAUCCUUCUCCAUCGUCGUUGCUUAGAGAGCCUUCUCGACUCAUUCCAGACUCAAGACAAUACAAUGGUGACGUCUGAGACACGGCUACUUCAGCAUAUGGGACUUGGCAGUGUUGUCAGUUGUGUUGAAUCGGCCGUGUCGAUUAUCUCAACUGUGUACAACAUGUCUUCUGGUAGUGGCUGGCGACGGGAGUUUUUGGGUGCUUGGAACUAUUCGCUAUAUUACAGUAGGUCUUCAGUCUGA